Desarmillaria tabescens is the source of this 981-nucleotide messenger RNA. RefSeq lists its product as uncharacterized. The transcript is spliced from 21 exons. The coding region runs from base 1 to 981 and encodes 326 amino acids. Lineage: Eukaryota; Fungi; Basidiomycota; Agaricomycetes; Agaricales; Physalacriaceae. The record is from RefSeq and is a predicted model, not a curated record.
AUGUCUGUUCAAUUAGCCAAAACUUACGGAGCUGUAGCAAUUGGUGCUCUCUGCGCCUCUUUAUUUUCAGGCGCGGUCGCUAUCCAGACGAUCCUCUACUAUAAAUUUUACCCCGCCGAUUUAUUCAAAUUCAAACUCCUCGUUUUUAUCAUAUGGUUUCUUGAUAUAUGCCACACCACCUUUAUCUGGAUAUCUAUCUGGGACUGCUUCAUCAGUCACUUUGGCGAUAUUGAAAGAACUGAUGUGAUUCCUUGGAGCAUCGCAGUGACCGUCGUGGAAACAGCUCUUUUAACAUUCUUAGUUCACUGCUUCUUCGCUCACCGGAUUUUUAUGCUUAGUCGACGAAACUGGCUGCUCACGUGUCCCAUUCUGAUCGCUGCGUCCUUGCGUCUUGGUUCUGCUUGUGUGUCGACAUCAGAAAUGAUUCGUCUAAAAACAUACUCGGGAUUCAUUGAACACUUCGGAUGGGUGUUCACACUUGGCUUAUCUAUGUCGUCUGUAGCAGAUAUUUUAAUCACUGUAUCCCUCUUUUGGCUACUUCAAACAAGUCGUACCGAUGCUGAAAGUAUCAAUGCCAUCAUUGACUCAUUGAUUUUGUACACUUUCGAGACGGGAUCUCUCACAUGUGCAGGGACUAUUGUUGAUAUGGCCUGUUGGGUGUCAAUGAAGUCAAAUUUAAUAUUCCUCGGCAUACAUUUCGUUAUCGGGAAACUGUACGCAAACUCAUUAUUAGUGACGUUGAACACGCGGCGCGGCCUUCGCCGAGGACAAACGAUCCAUUUUUCCCAAAGUCCCGAGGGCGGUAAUGGACUGGUGCUGGAUUCACGCCGAAAGAUGCCACGCUUUAGCGAGCCUAAGUUUUCUAAAGCAACCGAGCUCCAAAUAAACGUGGAGCAGAGCGUUCAUUACACGACGGACUUCAAUUUGAAGAUGGAGCCUGAGCAUACAUCGGCUGAUGGCGCCGAAAGUGUCGCGGAGUGA